This is a messenger RNA of Elaeis guineensis (African oil palm), 1321 nucleotides long. RefSeq names its product mitogen-activated protein kinase kinase 9. Gene Ontology annotation, biological process: protein phosphorylation; MAPK cascade. Gene Ontology annotation, molecular function: ATP binding; MAP kinase kinase activity. NCBI's taxonomy places the organism in Eukaryota, Viridiplantae, Streptophyta, Magnoliopsida, Arecales, Arecaceae. The record is from RefSeq and is a predicted model, not a curated record.
CUCCCCCUUUUCCGAUAGCCCCAAAUCCCCAAAUUUUCUCCAACCUCAAUCCCCUAUGGCCGUUGUUCGGCAGAGAAGGGUUAACCUGACACUCGAGCUCCCCCUCCCAGACUCCGCCUCCGCCACCGGCGACUGCCGCCUCCGCUUGCCCCUCCCCGCUCCCCCAGCUGUCGCCGCCUCCGCCUCCGCCUCCACCUCCGAGCACCGCCUCUCCGACUUCGAGAAGCUCCAGGUGCUUGGCCACGGCAACGGCGGCACGGUCUACAAGGUCCGUCACCGCCGAACGGCGGCGGUGUACGCUCUGAAGCUCCUCCACACCGACACCGACGCCUCCCUCCGCCGCCAGGUCUCCCGCGAGGUCGAGAUCCUCCGGCACACCGACUCCCCCUUCGUCGUCCGCUUCCACGGUGUCAUCCUCCCCCCAUCCGGUGAUGUGGCGGUCCUCCUCGAGCAGAUGGACGCCGGCUCCCUCGACUCCCUCCUCCGCCGCCGUGGGAACCGCCCCUUCCCGGAGCCCGCCCUAGCCGAGAUCGCCCGCCAGGCGCUCCACGGCCUCGCCUACCUCCACUCCCACCAGAUCGUCCACCGCGACCUCAAGCCCUCCAACCUCCUCGUCAACCGCUCCGGCGAGGUCAAGAUUGCCGACUUCGGGGUGGGCAAGAUCCUCCGGCGGUCGCUGGACCCGUGCCUCUCCUACGUGGGGACGUGCGCGUAUAUGAGCCCGGAGCGGUUCGAUCCGGAGUCGUACGGUGGGGACUACGACCCCUACGCGGCCGACGUGUGGAGCCUGGGAUUGGCGGUACUGGAGCUGUAUCUGGGGCACUUCCCGCUGCUGCCGGCGGGUCAGCGCCCGGACUGGGCGGCGCUGAUGUGUGCGAUCUGCUUCGGGGAGCCACCAGCGCCGCCGCCGGAGGGGGAAGCGUCGGAGGAUUUCCGGGGCUUCAUCGGGUGCUGCCUCCAGAAGGAGUCCGGGAAGCGGUGGUCGGUGGCGGAGCUUCUCGGCCACCCCUUCGUCGCUGGGCGGGACCGGUCCGAGUCGGCCCGGGCGCUUAGGGACCUGAUCGCCGAAACGGCCGAGUCGUGAUUCGCGUCGCCGGAGGCGGAAUUUUUGGCUUGUCUGUAUCUAGUGUACAUAGUUGGCUCCACCUGGAGGGUUGGCUUCCAAGAGGCGAACCUUUUUUAUUUGUUUAUUUUUAAUUAAUUAAUUUUAUGUGUAGCUGGUUGCUUGGUGGGAAGAGGUUUCUCUUUUGCUGAAACCACUGGGCGGUUUUGAUCAAUGAAAAUUUUGUUCAUUUUAUAAAUGUUCGUUCAGUGAUUCAAU